Solanum tuberosum (potato) is the source of this 4806-nucleotide messenger RNA. RefSeq names its product replication protein A 70 kDa DNA-binding subunit B-like. The coding region runs from base 2880 to 4382 and encodes 500 amino acids. NCBI's taxonomy places the organism in Eukaryota, Viridiplantae, Streptophyta, Magnoliopsida, Solanales, Solanaceae. The transcript has 32 exons. The record is from RefSeq and is a predicted model, not a curated record.
GGUAGUACUAAUUGUACAUACAAAAAAAAACACGCUUUCUCGAGAACUUUCUGCCUACAUCUGCCAAAAUUCUAACCCUAAUUUCUCGCCUCCUUCCUAAAUUCGCAGCAUUCUCUCAACUCUGCCUUCUACUUCGCACCUCUUCAAUGGCGAAUCCAUCUGCUCCUUAGUUUAUCUUCUUUGUCUGCGCACUUUAACUCUCUCUCUCCAGCUUUGCUGAACGUCUCUGCUUGUUUCCGACGCGCCGCGCAACUAAUUGUUCAUCGUUUAACUUUCUAUCCUCCUAGUUAUAAUCUGUCUCUGAACCUUUGCUUACGAUUUUGGUUUCUUUCCAACGACCUGCACAGAUUGCCUCCUAUUGAACCAGACAAAUACCAGUGAUAUACAACAGCCUGCUGGGUUUGCACCAGCCUCUUCAUUAUCACCGCCUUAGAAAGCUUCAUUCAAAUGCUGGCCCAAACCAUAUAUGCAUGUUAGCCACUCCAGCAGAUUGACAGACAUCCCUGCUGUGAUCACAGGUAAUUAAUAAAUCUGCUGUUUCAGAUUGUUCACAUCUCUCAAAAACCCCCAGGAAAAAAACCCAGUUCAGGCUACACAUUCAUUCCGGAGACAGAAAACGCAUUUCGCUACGCUCACAUAGGACGCAGACCCUGAAUAUCCUGUCCCAUAUCGCUCUGCAACUGAAAAGGAAUGGAACAAAAUAGAGAUAAUGUGCCUACCCAACAAACAACUUCUGACAAAAAUUUACGGCGACGUACUGCAUAUGCACAAAUGUCACAGGAGAGAAAGCAGUCAUUUCUAUCCCAUCUAAGAGCAAAAAGGGCUGAAUUAAAAAAAAAUAAAAAUUCCCAGCAAUCAAAUUCUAUUGUUGCUCUUACAAUUACCCCGUCUUCGUUAGCUCCUCAACAAGUUGCAACUUCCAUAGCUACAAAUGCACCAUCUGCUUCAACUACAACAGAACAUACAGAAUAGCAGAAAAUAGAGAUAAUGUGCCUACCCCAGAAAAAACUUCUGCUAGAAAUUUGUCCCGACGUACUAGAUAUGCGCAAAUGUCACCAAAGAGAAAAGAAUUACUUCUAUCCCAGCUAAGAGAUAAAAGGGAUGAAUCAAAAAGACAAAACCUCCUUCAUCAAUCAAAUACAACUGCUACUCUUACAGGUACUUCAACUACAGCACAACAUACGGUCAAUUGCUCAUCUACCUUCGAGCUAGGAUCAACAUCAGCUACAUGUCAUGCUGUAGGCAAAUUACCUUUAGCACAUAUUGCAAAUAAAGUUUUUAUUUCAUACCUGCAACGAUCUGCUCAGCAUACAAAUCACCGUCAAAUUCAUUAGCAAUUUUGCUAUUGGAGGAACACUACAUUCAGUUCAUCUAUAUCUGAACAUUAAGCUUUAAAACACAAUAAUUGUUGAUGACAACAGAGUGCGAGCAUGCCGUGGUCAUUAUGAAGGCUUUCUCUUCAGUCUGGAAACUAUCUCACGCACUUUCUCAAUCAAAUUGCCUGCAACUGAACAGUACAAAUCCUGCUGAUACAAAACAGGCUGCACAAUCUGCAGCAACUUCUUCAUUAUCAGCACCUUAUAGGGAUUACUUCAACUACCCACACAGACCAUAUAUACAGGCUACCCCAUCCACAAGAUUCACAGACAUCUGACACCUCCUCAUAGAUUACAGAUCUCAUAUCUAAAUUCAGCUUUUCCUCAUAAAGAAUUCUGUUUGGUUGAAAGACUUCUAAUGGACCACCAGAGGCACUUCUCCACAAAUAUUAAAAAUCUUAACAGAGAUUGUGAUUCUCUAAACAGUCAGUCAGAUUUAGCAGAGAUGCUCUUCUUGAAUAUCUCCAUCAGCACCAGAAGCUUUACUAUUCACUUCUACAACAUCAUCAUCCUUCGCUUCCAAAGCUUCUAGCAUUUUUUAGAUCACUUAGACAUCGACAAUACCAUUUUUAGUUGUUUCUUCCUCCUUAAGUGAUACUCUACUUUCUAGCUCUUUCAACUUUUCUAAAUACAACUUAGCUCUUCCCUGAACUUGAUCCUUCUCAUUUUUUAGCUCCUCAUUUUUCCUUUGCAUAUCCUUCAAUCAAUUAUCCAUCAAUUGAAGUGAUAUGUAAAGCAAAAAUGAGGAGAUAAAAAAUGAAGAAGCUAAAGUUGAGGCAAAAGUAAAGAUGUAUUUGCAAAAGUUCAAAUUGUUGGAAAGUAUGGUCUCACUUCAACAAGAACAAGCUGCUAAAAGUCGUGCUAUCAAUGUCUCAUUGAUCCAAAAAAUGGUACAAGAUUUCAAAGCCGAGGACAAUGACAUUGUACAAGUGAAGACUAAAGCUUCUGUUGAUGAUGGGAGAUGUUCAAGAAAAACAAUUGUCACCAGCUAUGCCUUCAUUAGUUAAUUCAGCUGCAAAUGGAAAUGGAAAAUAACAGAUAAAGCUGCAAAUGGAAAGGGAAAUGGCAGUGGCAAAUCAAUAGAUGAAGCUACUAUUAUGCUUAUAUCUGUCUUAUUCAGCUUCACCUUAAUGGAAGAGCAUAGGCUUCACAUAUUUGGGAAUUACAAUUGUCAAAUUCUUAGUGGUCAAAAGGCAGCAAAUGAACUUAGCUACAAAGACAAAAUAGAAGCCAAAGCACAUAUUAUCAUGCACUCCUGCUCAUGUGCUCUACUGCAGAACAAGCCCACACAAACAACGACCAUUUAUAUCAACAAUGUGAUGAAUUAACUAAUACUCUACAUCAUUCCACCAGCACAGAUACAGUCUGAACACUAACUUAGGAGAAACCUAGAAGGAAUAUCAUGGAAGUUUCACAUGUGCUAAAGGAAAAGGCAAAGGCAUUGAAAAUAUUCUUUACUCGAAGCUGACGCCUAUUUGAUAGCUCUAUUGCACCUACCACCUGAUGUUUGUUUCUUCCUCUACAUCUGUGAAUAUGCAAAGCUUCUUUCAACUUGAUCGAUCUUCCACGCUAACAAAGGAUUUUCCAACUCACACUUCUUCACCUGGUGAAAUAAACAAGAAACUUCUGACUGACAAACGUACUACUAUUUGGUUAACUAUAUUUCUUCCAACCAUGGUACUAAGAGUGAACAUCGACCAAAUAGAACCAGCAACACGAGAUUGGAUUUGCAAAAUUCAAAUUAUCGAAAUAGGACGGCCACGAGAAAGCCUUGACAAGAAAUGUACAUUCCAAAAUUUAAUUUUGGAAGAUGAAGAGCAAUGCCAAAUUAAAGCCGUUAUGUACAGUGACGAAAUCAAGCAGUAUGCAGCUACACUUAAACUCCUGAAUACCUACCUGAUCUCUACUGCAAAAGUUAAACUGUCCACAGCUUCAUACGGCAAGCCUAUACAUAAAUUCUACUGGAUACUUGACAAAGAAACAGUAAUUGAACAAAUCAAAGCAUCUCAUGCAGUUGAAAAGGCACUUCCUCUGCCAACCAAGCUCAAUAUCACCAGCUUUGACCGCAUUCCUCAUCUGAUGGUUGAUUCUACUGCAGAAAUAGAUAUACUAGCAAUCGUUCUUCGUUGUGGUCCUCAAAAAAAUGCCGGUCGCAGUCAUCAUAGGUGUCGCGAAAUUACCCUUUGUGACAAUCAGCGAAAUCAGUUUCUCUUCACUCUAUGGGAGGAUUUUGGAGAAAUAGAAGGACAUGAAAUUGCCUCAAAAAUUGCAACAGAGGCAGAUCUGCUUGUCAUCUUAGGAAGAAGUAUAGGAAUCUCUACUUAUCAAGGGUUAUCACUGCAAACUAGGUACAACUCCACAGUACGUGUGAAUCCAAAUUACCCACAGGCACUGGCACUCCUCAACUGGGCAAAAGAAAACAAAACACUGCUGUUGCAUUCUCCAUCUGAGAAAACCUCAACAAGCUCAUCUAUCACUCCGAUGAUAGUCACUCCUGCUGGCCAACAACUUAUCUCUAUUGCAAAAAUCUCAUCAGCACCUUCUAUGGGACUGUUGUAUGUUGAGGCAGAGAUGGCCAUAUUAGAUGAGUUCCAAGACUUUUGUGUGCUUGAAUGCUCAGGAUGCAAACAGAAGAAGCGGACAAAGGAUAGAAAGGAUUUUGAAUGUCCAAAAUGCAAUCGGACAACAUCAUUAGUACCUCGAUGUAGCUUCCAAAUUGAUCUUAUUGACAAUACUGCUACAACCACAGCAUCUAUCUCUGCUGAAUUAGGAGAAAACUUACUGUCCAUGACAGCAGAAGACAUAUUUGACAUGACUUACACUAAGCGACAAUCAUUGUCUCUUCAUCAUGUCCAUGAGAUGCUGUCAAACAAAACGUUCGAAAUUCAGCUAAGGAAGUCAUCUUGGAGCAGCUCAAAUACCACAAAUGCAACUUUGUCCAUUCUUUCCUACAAGGAAAACAACAUACUCCACACAGCACUACUGAUAGGACUUGUAAGAAGAUAAAGCCUUUGGAAAUAACUGAGGUAGAAGUGAUGCCAACAAGUGCUGCAGCUGGUCCUUCUAAUGCACCGGCAAAAUUUGAACCACCCACACCUACCAAAAAGGUGUAAAAGGAACUCCGUCACACCCUUUUGUCACUUUUGCUUAUGCUGGGGACAAUAUAAUGAAUCAUUGUCCCUAUGCUCUGGUCUUUUGCAGCAGCAACAUUACCUGUGGACAGGCAAACUGCUGGGUCCUCUAAAUAUGCUAGACAAUGACAUGCUAAUAUUAUAUGCAAAAACUGCAACAUGUACUAUAUUAUUUUGGUUAUAUUACAUUAGUUAGUAUGUACAAAUCGUUGAACUCAACAUCAUAGUUGUGUCUAUUGUACAUAUUCUAAAUAGUUCUAAUAGUACAUAAUAUACUAGAUCAUAUUAUCUAUCCUCUA